GGAGGUUCUUCACUCGUCGGACACAACCUCAUCAUGAGCGCAGUAAGAUUAUUACAACUCAAUGCCAAAGCGUAUACGAGCUUGGUCAUUCACAGAUCUGCUCUUAGUACCAUGAGACCUAUGGUCUCCAAUUUCUAUCAUUUUCGAACACGCUUCAGGACACCACAAAUCACUUCUUCGAUAAUAGUGAAUCAACCUUUCAAGCAUUCAAGAAGCUAUUCAACUAAAACUUCUCCUCCGCCACCCCCUCCGCCAUCACCCUCAAAGGAUAAAAAUGCUAAAGGCAAAGUGUUCCUCAACAGAAUAUCACGGGCUUUCACAUUCUCUUUAUCAACGGUAAUUGUUAUUGGUGCUUCUGGAGUCGCAUUGCUUGUUGUGUACUUGAUAUUAUCCGAAUUAUUUCUACCAUCUGGAGACACAAAGACGUUCAACAAGGCUGUUAAGCUUGUAGAAAAAAAUGAGCAAGCUAGAGCCCUCAUGAAACUUACCAGUGGCGAACGGAUCAGAGCUUACGGUGAAAGUGUUUCUGGUAAAUGGGUGAGAAACAGACCUGUCCAAAGUGUUAGAAUGAGAGACCAGGAUGGCGUGGACAGAUUGGUGAUGAAGUUUCACGUAGAGUCGGAUGCCUGUAUGCAUGGUACUGUGUCUCUUGAGCAAAUUGACCAAUCUUUCUGGAGUUCAGAGUUUGCUUAUAUUGCAUUGGAUGUUCCCAAAAAGAACAGAAUCUACAUCAUCGAACCCAAAUUCCAGGCCAAGAACUACGUGCCUAAGAUCACCCGACAAUCGGGGUUCUUGGGACUCAAAUGGGGACCAAAGAAAGACUAGUCUUAUAUUACUUGUACAUAUAGUCAACCACUCUCAUACUCAAAUAAAAUACUUGAGAACU
Messenger RNA from Yamadazyma tenuis ATCC 10573, 886 nucleotides. RefSeq names its product Tim21p (gene TIM21). The record is from RefSeq and is a predicted model, not a curated record. Gene Ontology annotation, biological process: protein import into mitochondrial matrix. Gene Ontology annotation, cellular component: TIM23 mitochondrial import inner membrane translocase complex. NCBI's taxonomy places the organism in Eukaryota, Fungi, Ascomycota, Pichiomycetes, Serinales, Debaryomycetaceae.